This is a messenger RNA of Ictidomys tridecemlineatus (thirteen-lined ground squirrel), 7382 nucleotides long. RefSeq names its product phosphatidylinositol specific phospholipase C X domain containing 2 (gene Plcxd2). The record is from RefSeq and is a predicted model, not a curated record. NCBI's taxonomy places the organism in Eukaryota, Metazoa, Chordata, Mammalia, Rodentia, Sciuridae. Gene Ontology annotation, molecular function: phosphoric diester hydrolase activity. Gene Ontology annotation, biological process: lipid metabolic process.
GCAGUGCGGGCGGGGCCGCCGGGAGUCGGGGUGCCGCCGGUUACUCUUGUGAGUGCCUUUCAGGAAGCCACAGGGCAGGCGGCGUCCGCGCUGAGGACCCGGGAGCGAGUAGCAGGCAGGCCCCGUUUAUGCACAGCCCAGUGACAUACACCGAAGCAUAAAUCCGGCUAGCGAUGGAGCGCCCGGGGGCGCCCAUGUGUGCAGACCCCUAGGCAUGUCAGCAUGCCGUGUGGGCACCUGUCGUGUGAGUAGCUCCGGGCGUGGCUGCUCCUGGGACCUUCCUUUUCUAUGAUUUAUUUCUAGGGGCCUACCGCCCCUCUCUCUAGAGGGGAACGUAAGAAGUUUAACGGAGCUGGGACUGAGAAGAUUAAAGGAGUGGAACAGAGAAAGGGCCGAAAGGGUGGGGACUGUGGGAGCUGGGGGUAGAGAACCGGUUCUUUGACCCCUCUCCCAGCCAGAAAGGCAUUUUGGAAAGACUGGCGUGACAAAAGUGGCCCUGAAAUGUCUAGAGAGCUGGAACAGUGAGUAAGUGUCACUGGGCUGAACCUGGCCAAUUUGUGAUCCAAAGGGAUGCUAGCAGUUAGAAAGGCAAGGAGGAAACUCAGGAUGGGGACCAUCUGUUCCCCCAACCCCAGCGGGACAAAGACCGCUUCAGACGUCUGCAAUGCCGACUGGAUGGCCUCGCUCCCCCCUCACCUCCACAACGUCCCCCUUUCCAAUCUGGCAAUCCCAGGUUCCCAUGAUUCAUUCAGCUACUGGGUGGAUGAAAAGUCCCCCGUGGGGCCUGACCAAACUCAGGCUAUCAAACGCCUCGCCAGGAUCUCCUUGGUGAAGAAGCUCAUGAAGAAAUGGUCUGUGACUCAGAACCUGACCUUCCGGGAACAGCUGGAAGCUGGGAUCCGCUACUUUGACCUGCGUGUGUCUUCCAAGCCAGGGGACACAGACCAGGAGAUCUACUUUAUCCAUGGGCUUUUUGGCAUCAAGGUCUGGGAUGGGCUGAUGGAGAUUGACUCCUUCCUUACACAACACCCCAAAGAGAUUGUCUUCCUGGAUUUUAACCACUUCUAUGCCAUGGAUGAGGCGCAUCACAAAUGCCUGGUUCUCCGGAUCCAGGAGGCCUUUGAAAACAAGUUGUGUCCAGCCUGCAGUGUGGAAAGCAUGACGCUGCAAACCCUGUGGGAGAAGAAGUGCCAGGUUCUUAUCUUCUACCACUGUCCCUUCUACAAGCAGUACUCCUUCUUGUGGCCAGGAAAGAAGAUUCCAGCACCUUGGGCAAAUACCACAAGUGUGAGAAAACUAAUCCUCUUCUUGGAGACCACCCUGAGUGAGCGCGCCCCCCAGGGCUCCUUCCAUGUCUCCCAGGCAAUUCUUACCCCCAGAGUGAACACCAUCGCCCGAGGCCUUGUGGGGGGCCUCAAGAACACCCUGGUUCAUAGGAAUCUUCCCGCCAUCCUGGAUUGGGUGAAAACUCAGAAGCCUGGUGCCAUGGGUGUCAACAUCAUCACGUCUGACUUCGUGGACCUGGUGGACUUUGCCACAACCGUCAUUGAGUUGAAUGACCUUCUGCAGGAGGACAGAGCUUUGGCUAAAUGCUGAUUUGUUUAUUUAACCUAGGGUUGAAGUUGUUGAUCCAGGGUAGAAUUCUUUGAAGAAUUUCCUGUUGGGGGUGGCCCCUGGGCAGUGGUAGUGAAAAGAGGAGGAGUGCUUCUUUUUUUCUUUUCCUUCCUCACAGGGCCAUUGGGAUAACAAUACAGGGCCUUCAGUUGCAUUUUUCCCAAAUGAGACUUUUAAAAAGCUUAAGUCUAAGGGAAGAAAGCAUGUUUCAUGUGCUCAAGGUCAGAAUCUCCACAGUGACUUGAGGUAGUGAAUGGAAUAUGGAAAUAGGGUCUCCAGUCCAUUGGAAUAUGGAGUAUCCCUCAAUUGAUCCAGUUCUCUAUUGGUUUCCAGGGUCUUGUGUUUGAGCCAGUGAGAAGGCUAAGCCAGAAAGGUAUUCCUGGUCCAAAGGAUGACUCAUUAUUGCAGGUUUGGACUGCCCUGUGGCUGGCUCUAACUUCAACUUGAGGUUCUGUUCCGGGAGGACAGGAAGCCAAGCAUCAGUUCUCUCCAGGGUUGUCCAAUGUCUCUACUACUUCCCUGAGGGCAUAAGACCUGUUUGUCACCAAGGUGUCUCAUCUACAUGCUGUUUAUGCAUACCUUGUGUUGGUAACUGGUCACCUGAAUUCUUCAGUUAAACAGUGCAUACUGCCCUUGAUAUCAGAAAUGUUUUCUAGUUUUAAAGCAUUAAUUCCUUUCUAGUAUAUGGGGGGGGGGCCUUCUUAAAAGGGAAGGAACAACGAUGGGAGAUCUUUUGGUACAGGGCCCAUCAAGAGAUAGACAUGCAUGUUUGCUGCAUGCCAUCUUUCUUUGAUUUUAUUCUCUAGUAGUUUUCUAAAAUAACUGCCGAGUGAACACCUGCAUCAUUUUGGCAAAGUCCUCUUUGGAUUGGGGUCUUCAAGCCAGACCUUGGAAUUGCAUUUCAUUGUUGUCUGCUUAUGACUGAGACCUUCACAGUGGCAUACAGUGCCAAGUAGAAGGCACUUUGUCCAUGACACCAUGGAGGCUGACGCAGGAUGCAUGGGAGAGUACAAUGGCAUUAAAGGAGGAAGCUCCAAGUGGGUUUGGAGCCAUUCUAAAACUCCUGGAAAACAAGACUACCUCGAGGACCUUUAGGAUGACUUGUGUGUCAUCAAGUGAGAAAUACCCAGUGUUGGGACUUUUCCAGUGCUUGUCUGAUUGCUCUACUUUCUGCAGGUUGUUCUGAGCCUACUUAUCACUACUGCAUGAGGGCUUUGAAACUCAAGAGGGGAUUUUUUUUUAACUGAUAAGAGGUGCUUAUCUAUAAAGAGCCCUCUUGUGUUUUGGUUUAUUUAUUUAUUUAUUUAUUCAUUAUUUAUUUAUAGAGUAAGUAUCUGCAGUGCUUCUGACCUCAAGAGCACUCACACAGGAGAUAACUGACCUUUCCUUGCCCAGAACAGAGGCUGCCGCAGCCUUCCUCCCCUUACCAGGACUGUGCAUCUCAGGUCUGUGAGUGAACUUGGAUUCUGCGGCAGGUGUCCUGGCUCCCCUAAACCUGCUGAGGACAAUGUGGAUGUGUGGAUGUGAUCCAGAUCCAAGAACAACUGUCGAACCACACACAGGGACAGAAGAUGGAAUGGGUCAUGAAGAACUCUCAAUCCUUGAGUAGACCCUCCAGCAGAAAGCUGGAAAGAAAGAAGCCAGAAAUAAAACUGGGCCUCAAGAUGCACUCAUUUUGAUGUCCCUCAGCCCUGUUAUAUUGAUGGGAUCCCUAAGGAAGUGUCCGUUUUUGGAUUUUUAAAGAGAAAAUAUAAACCUGGAAUCCGGAAUGGAUGUGGGCAUUUAUAAAGAUUGCUGGACUCUUCUUCCAGCAGUUUCCCAUUUCUGUCCUUUGAUUUCACAGACAGAUUUUUUGCACAUUGCCUGUUUUGGGGGAUAUCUUAGGUGAGCUACCAACAGCACCUACGUCCCCCCAUCUACUGGUCUUCCAGCCUUCACUUUCUGUAAAGCAGCUUAAGCCCUGACCUUUUGCAUCCUCAGCUCAAGAAGAUCACAACAGGAAUGCCUAUGGGAAAAUCUGGUUUAACUUUCCCUGUUCUUGUAUUUGAACUCUUUCCUGAAGAGGUUUCUAGGAUAGUAUUGUCAAAUUCUGUAGGGCCUAAGAAGGUGGGUGUCCUCACUUUCUAAAUUUUCCCUCAGUUCUGCUGUUGAAGUCUAAUGACUGGCUCUGAAAUCCCUAGCUUAACCUCUGGGUUUUAUUUUUGUUUUUAUUGCUCCAUUUUGGUUUGGUUUUUAAUUCUUGGUCAUUUGCUAAGGACCAGAUUAUUUUUCCUCUCCUAACCCUGUGGUACUUGACAAAGAGAUAAGGAGGCAAGAGGAGAAUUAUUCUGCUCUGUUUUAUUUGAGCCUCAGCUUUGUCCAGGUGCUUGGUGCUAUGAGGCCAGGUGUUUUGACAGGUAUCUGCACAGGAGGUGAGCAACACCCAAAGGCUGCUGACUGUCCAGUAAAAUGUUUACUUGAUGUUCUUUCUUCAUUUUUAAAUAUAUAGUUGCACUUCUCUUGAAUUGUGACAUUUAAAUGCAUCUUGGUGUUUGCAUGCUAAGAGAAAAAUCAUGGAGCACGACACAGAAGAACAGAAAAAUCCUAAGAUUUCAUGUACAAAGCCUAGCUCUGCAUGAGCCCAUGCUGGCUUUUGCUCCUCCAUACUGCUCUGGGUUGCCAGCCUUGCUUGAAUUUUGCAAAUCUGCACUAGAGUUCUGGGAGGAAGGAGGAUUUUUUCUUAGUAAAUACUCGAAUAUCUGCCCUCAGAAAAAGGCACACUUUAUUGCAAAAAAAAAAAAAAAAGUGUGCAUUCUGUUCCUUGAUCAUGAGGUUACACAGGAGAACUCCGGCGCAUGGCACAGAGAGAAAGUAGACUUUAGGUCAAUGACUUAUUUUGCAACCAUAAAAAUGGUGAUCCAUCCCCAUCACUUGUUCCAACAAGUUCUGAGUGAUCAAAACAAGAUCAAACAAAGACUCUCACACUUGCUCAGACUUAACUUCAAGAUCAGCUAAACAGCUACUUGAUUAAGCCAAUGAGGAAUUAAUCUCACAGAAUUUGGGGUCCUGUUUACUCAGAAAUAUAAUUGUUUUUUUCAUGAGCUCCACCGACCAUUCCAACACCAUCACAUUUCCAUGAUUUUGUGGCAAAGGGACCAUCACAGAUUUCAAAUCAGUGAAAAUAAUGUUUUAAAGGCUUGGACUUUCAGCUUAUUAGAGGUACCAUGUGGUGUCAUGGAAAGAAAAGAUAUUCUGAAGACUGGAGAGAGAGGUCAAGAUAGGAUUGAUGGAAUAAAAUGAUAAGUUAUUGAGGAUUAAAGUCUUUUAUUAAUGGCAGAUGAAAGAGGGUCAUGCAAGAUUUUUUUAAUAUCUGCUGCAUUUGACUCAAUAAUAACUGUUUAGUCAUUUUCCUUAGUGCUGAGUCCAGAGCCCUGAAUUUUUGAGGUUAAGCCACAGUUCAAAUCCAAGUUUUAAAUAAAUGCAAAGAAAAGCACAAGAUCUGAGUCCAGGUGAUGAUAUAUCUUAACUAUUUUAUAGUUUCUUUUUGCAUGACCUCAUAUUUACAUAAAAAAUUAUGUUUCUGUCCAAGAGGACAAUGUUAUAGAGCACCUUUCUUAGGAAGAAAAAGGGCUUACACAAAAUCAGGAUAUUGCAGAUUGCAUUCCUGCCAGAGGGGAAGUUUUGCAGUGUUCUUCAUUGCCUGUUAGGUUCUGGGAAACAGAAUUGGCUAAUGAAUGGGACACUGCCAUAAGACUCCACUCCCUCAGCUGAGCAAGCAACCCUGUGCAAAAUUGUCCCUAGUUCUUUCAUCUGUAAUAAAGAUGCAGUCUGCUACCUAGUGAUGAGUGUUUGGAAAACCUUGGUGACUGGUUCCUGAAAAUAUAAGAUCCCUAUGUUUGGAUUAAAUGCCUUAUACUCAGGGGAUGUACAGUUGUGGUAAUUCUUCUUUCUAUGCAUGUGUAUAGAGAAUCCAACGUGGGCUCACUUCCUAAAAAAGUGUGGUGUAGAUUGACAGAACUUGACUGGGAAUGGCACCUUCUGUAUUAUGUGUAAUGAAAUAUGUAGGGCUCAAAAAACCUUUCAACAUGCUUAUGGGUUUCUGAGAGGUGGGCUUUCUCCAUAUAUGCUAAAUAGUCUUGUUAGGCCAAGAGGAAAUUUGGUAUGGCACAGAAGAAUAUGGUUGCCCAUUGAAAUUCCACUCACUUUCCAGUAUAUUUUGAUCCUCUGUUGCAGGCUGGAUCCUGAUGUUUGCCACCAUAGCUUGUCAUUCAAAAAUAUUGCCCUGGGAAACACAGGAGUGCAGUGAUUAAAUGAUAAGAGGUUUACCUGGAAACUUUACCCUUAAUACCAGAAGAUUCUGAUCAGCUCUUUACUGCCCCCAAGAGACACCUUACCUCCUUAACCUUUGGAUUCCCAGCUUCCUGCGAGAAACAGCACAACAACAGCACUGUAUUUCUGAACUAGCCCUAGCUUGGAAGUACACAUUACAAAAUGCUAUUGAUUUUCUUAAAAUAGCACAGUCUUAGAUAUUAUAAAAAAUACUCUGAGAUAAUGCUAUCCUGCUUUAGAUAUAGUGUUUUAGCAUCUUCAACAAAACUUGUUCUACUUAGGACUUUUCAAACUCAUUUCUAAAUCAAAUGAUUUAGAUAAAAUAUUUCCCUUCCUUUUUCUGGUAGUUCAAUUCCACAGUCUGUUGAGGCAAUUUCAUCAGCAGGCUAGAGGCACUUUUCUGUGUGAUACUUUCCUCUCUUCUUCAUAGAAUACCACUUUGUCCUCUUGUCUUCUGGGCAUCCUCCAUCACCUGCCAAUCACUCUUCAUUACAGGAUGCUGGCAAAAGCACAUACAUAUAUACAGUGAUGACCAGCACACUCUAUCACAGUGAGGUUUUUCUUCUUAAUUGUUUUCAGUACAUAAUUCUGUCUCCCAGCCCUACCCAAUCAUUAGAAUGAUACUUGAUUUCAGUCCAGAACUUGGGACCAACACUUUGUUCAAAUAGCAUAGGCUUGCUCACAAGCUUUAAGCUUAAUAAAAAGCACAGCACUUUGAAAAGGCAAAUAUAGAUCUUUGGUAGUUCUGUACAUUUGAAAUUUUACAUUGUUAUUAGUUUAUAGCACUAAUAACACUUCAGUUAUGAAUCUGUAUUACCAACAUGAUAAAUCUUAGAACCUAUUCUAGAAAUAUUACCUUGCUGCUAUUAUACUUACUAAUUUACAACCCAGUAUUAGUAAGUGUUAAAUACAGAUUGUGUAUGCAUUAUUUGUAUUGUGUAUAUGCCAACUAUAAUACUUAACCUCACUGAUCAGCAAUUAAAAAAUACCGAAAUUGUCAUAGUGAAAAUAAGUCUUGAUCAAUUCAGAUAAUUUAUGGAUCUGAUAAAUGCUCUAAUAGAUAUUAUAUUUUCUCCUCUAUUACUUGUUUUACACUACAGUGCAUGUUUGUUAAGUUAAAAAUAAUAAUAAAUUGUACCAAUUUUAAGGCUUUAGGAUUAAAAUUUUGCAUAUAUGCUCCUUGAUACUCUGAAAUGUGUUUUAUGGCUUAAUUAUCUUAUUUGUACACAUUCACUUGGCUUUUUUCCCCUCUAGGAAAUAAUUGUUCAAAUAUAUCUCUUCUUGUUACCUUGAUUAAACUGUGUAAUUCAACCUAGAACAUUGUAAAGCCAAAAUACCUCAUUUUAACUGUGAAAAAAAAUGUCAAGGGAUAUGAUGACAUGAUGUGUUUCCUUGUACUUGAUUUGAAUGACAUAAAUAGGCUUAUAACUAAUAAUAAAUAUUAAACAUCAAAACUUUGA